AUGGCCUUGGGGGAACAGGACACCUGGAUGACUGUGGCGGACGGCAAGGCCGCCUGGUCGGGCAACAUCAGCGCAGUCUAUCCAGCGUUCACCUCUGCAUGGAACAACUGGAAUAACAACGGCAUUGGAUACGUCACUCAAAUUGUUCUUGGGACGAAUGGAAAUUACUUCAUCAAGGGUCUACAUACAACCUCAUCGAGGUUGAACCAGGACAUCAUAGAUUAUGUGAAGCCCGGAAAUCUGCAUGCGGUCGAGGUCUGCGCGCUUGGGAGGUCUGGGGCUUAUGUUAUGCAGUUGCCAGGCCGAAAAGUGUGGGAUCUCAAGGGUCACUAUGGUAGCUUACAUCAAAAUCUGGAGAGAGGCGGGAGGAUCAGGAUCGCGGCCCUUAGCCUGACGCAUGAUCACUUUGUCGUGGUUUACGAAGAUGGGUCCGCAUACAUAAAAGCACCGGAGGUACAAAUGGCUUCUUGGAAAGAGUGGAUAACGAAGCACUUCGGUUCGAGCUGGUAA
Molecule: messenger RNA, 510 nt
Organism: Mytilinidion resinicola
Lineage: Eukaryota; Fungi; Ascomycota; Dothideomycetes; Mytilinidiales; Mytilinidiaceae
Exons: 2
Coding region: 1-510 (169 amino acids)
Source: RefSeq, a predicted model, not a curated record